Molecule: messenger RNA, 783 nt
Organism: Caenorhabditis remanei
Lineage: Eukaryota; Metazoa; Nematoda; Chromadorea; Rhabditida; Rhabditidae
Exons: 6
Coding region: 1-783 (260 amino acids)
Source: RefSeq, a predicted model, not a curated record
AUGGUGUCGAUGAGAACACUGACAUGGACAUUCAUCCUUAUGCAACUCGUUAUCUCGUGUGCGUGUUUCAUUGCGUCACUGGCUAUUAUUAGUGCAAAAUUCAAUUCGGUUUCGGUUUAUGAGGAGAAACAAUAUGUUAGUUUCGAAUGGUGGAUAUUCUGCGGACUAAGCUUCUCAAUGAUAAUCAACACAGUUGCUGCAAUGUAUGCAUUAUCGGAACACAAUCGGUUUCUCUUGAUUCCUCAUAUUUUAGUGUUGAUCCUCUGCAACUCGUUAGCCUGCUAUGUACUUCAUUACACUGUGUCAAACUUUGAUUCCACGGAUUUCAAUUGGCAUAUUGGUCUGAUGACUAUAAUUUUCACAGCAAUGCCUGCCUUAUUCACCGGGGAUUACGGUAUUUACAAGUUCCGGACAAUCAUUUUUUUGUCACUCCAAGCGUUUAUCUCACUUUUUGUUUUGGUCGGUGCUGUGCCACUUUCUUUGGAUACUGACAACAAAUUUCCGCAUCCUGCGAUACGCCCCAUCAUACUUAUCCUCCUCACAAUCACAUUCAUCUGGUUCAUCUCAUCGAUUCUGGCCGUCUACGUCGUCUUUCGGGACCUCAAACUAUAUCUGCGUGUUCAUAUCUGUUUUAAUUCUGUGAUCCUCACCCUCUACUUGACCAAAUUGGUCAUUCUCAUUGCUUCCGGUGACAUUGUCACGUCUGUGUUCUGCGUCAUCGUCAAUCUUAUCAAUUUUUACGCUGUUUAUUAUGAAAUCAAGUUUCAUGGUACUUUUGAAUAA